Molecule: messenger RNA, 1035 nt
Organism: Mauremys mutica (yellowpond turtle)
Lineage: Eukaryota; Metazoa; Chordata; Testudines; Geoemydidae
Gene: TMEM190
Product: transmembrane protein 190
Exons: 5
Coding region: 380-868 (162 amino acids)
Biological process (GO): hematopoietic progenitor cell differentiation
Cellular component (GO): inner acrosomal membrane
Source: RefSeq, a predicted model, not a curated record
ACAGGCUGGCUCAGGGGGGCAGGGAAUGAGACACGGGCCCUGUCCCCUCUAGGGGCACCAGCUCCCAUCGGGCCCCAGGUCCGUGAGCUGCUUCCCCCCAGCUCUGCCAGUGCCCCUCACUCCCGACCCGCAGCCCCUGCUAGCCCAGCCCCCCACUCCCACGCCCUGCUCGCCCGGGGGCUCUAGAACGCCUGGGUUCUGUGAGGCGGGUUCCAGAACGGCCGAGCCCCUGGCCCUGCCCCACCGCUUGGCGCCCCCCGGUGCGCACAGCCUGCCCGCCCGGUGCUGAGGGUCUCCGCCGUGUGCUCCCUGCAGGGGGCGCUCCUGGCACGGGGAGGGAGCUGCCCCCACCCCUGCCCCUGCCUGCCCAGGGCUCGGGAUGAAGACGGGCUCGGACCCCCGCCCGCCCCUGCCCCUGCUCUGCCUCCUGCUGGUGCUGAGCGUCGGGGGGGCUGGUGCCACAGGGAUAGGCAGCUUCUUCAGACCCCUGACCUGCGCUCAGCACCUCUCCCUGCGGCGGCCCUGCGGCGGGAACCCCGAGAGCUUCUACGCCAGCCAGUGUCUGCAGAGGAAAUGCUGCCACGACAACGGCACCUGCUACCACCGCGCCAUCGACGCACCGCGCCAGCGCCGGAACGCCGGGAUCCUGGGGGGGGUCUGUGUGGGGGCCGCCGGGCUGUUCCUCUGCGUCUGUGUCGCCUGCAGACUCAAGGGCACCCGGGCAGCAGGGAAGGAGACAGGGGAGCCGAAGUCGAAGUCGGAUGCAGAGGUGGCUGAUUAUCUGACGAAGCUGCUGGAGGAGAGCGACCAGGAGGAAGAGAAGGGGAUGGAGCCCAGAGAGGAAGAGCCAAAAGAGGGGGGGGAGUAGGGACAGGCUGGGUGACCCCCCACACACACAGCUGGGCUGCUGCAUCCCUCACACAAUAAAGGGUUAAUUUCCCCCCCCAUUUCUUUCCUGAUCAGCUGGGGGGUGGGGCAGAUGCUGUUCCCACAUUCCCUUCCCCCAUCUGGAUCCCUGUAUACACAGCCCCCACG